AUGUUAUUAUUACUGCUAUUCACUACAGCUGUUAGUGGAUGUCAAAAGGGAUGUGACUGUUCUUCAAGUGUUACCGUAUGUCAUGCUCAAACUUUGCGAAGUGUCCCAAUACUGUUAGAUCCUCGAACGAAACGAUUGGAUCUUGCACACAACAAAAUCACUCGACUUACCGCCGAUGAGCUCAGUCUCUAUCCAAGUGCGUUCAGUUCAUUUCUUGAUAAAAAUUAUUUUUAA
Messenger RNA from Haemonchus placei, 234 nucleotides. The record is from the annotation of a GenBank genome assembly. NCBI's taxonomy places the organism in Eukaryota, Metazoa, Nematoda, Chromadorea, Rhabditida, Trichostrongylidae.